This is a messenger RNA of Anas platyrhynchos (mallard), 5065 nucleotides long. Lineage: Eukaryota; Metazoa; Chordata; Aves; Anseriformes; Anatidae. The record is from RefSeq and is a predicted model, not a curated record.
UUGGCUGCCGCGCCUGUCGAUCGGAGGAGGAAGGCGGGGCGGACGCGCCGGCCGGCCAAUCGCCGCGCGGACCUGCCCGUUCCUCCGCGGCUGUGGCGGUGUUGCGCAUGCGCGGUGCGCAGGGCGGGAGGGAGGGAGGCGCUGAGGGGCGGCCCCGUCAUGGCGGCGCGGCGGGCGGUGGCCGAAGGUGGCGGCGGGCGGGAGGCGGGGGCGGCGCUGCCCUCCCCUCACGGUGCUCUCUCCCCUCACGGUUCGCUCCCCGCCUGUGUUGCAGGACUGCUCCGGGAGCUGCUGCGGGAGGAGGCCCCGGGCCGCAUCGCCGCGCUCACCGAGGAGCUGUUCCGGGCGGCGGGGAGCCUCGGCGGGGAGGCGGGGGCCGAGCCGGAGGUUGAAGAAGGUGCAAUCAGCCUGUGGAACUGGGCUGUGACCAAGCACAUGGGUUCUGUCAUCAAUGACGAGCAAAGAGCUAAGCUGCGAUUUGUUGCUUGUAGACUGGUGUGCCUUUGUGAAGGCAGUGAUCCUCCGGAGGGGACUAUUCGAAGACAGAUUUUGAUGUCAAUGAAAACUGGUAAAGGAUGGAUAGAUAUUGGAAAAGCUGAUCUUGCUGAUGAAUUUCUAGAGAUUGCCUUGAAUAGCAUAGAAAAACUGUACACAAAAUUACGUAAGGGGAGCGAUGGUGAAGCAGAUAUUCAUGUGCACAAAGCUGAUGUGGAGAAGGACCUCUUCAAAGUGCUCUCUUAUCAGGCUGAAUCAGCAGUUGCUCAAGGGCAUUUUCAGAAAGCUGUGAUGUGUGUGCAGCGCUGUAAAGAUAUGUUGAUGAAGUUGCCAAAAGAGACCUGUUACCUGUCCAUCCUCUGUUACAACUUUGGGGUGGAAACCUAUGAACGGAAGAAGUAUGAACAGAGCUCCUUUUGGCUCAGCCAGAGUUAUGACAUUGGGAAGAUGGAUAUGAAAUACUCUGUUGGCAAAGAAAUACGGGUAAGAAAAAGAGAAUUUGCUGUUUACACACAGGAGGAUUUUGUUAACCUGACUCUAGUGCUACUGCUGUGCUCACAAGUGCUUCUCCCCCCUGCCACUAUGCAGGUAGGAUUUAAAGUCUUAGUUUGUUUUUCUUUCCAGGCAAAGGUGCUGCGACUGUUAGCUACAGCCUAUUUUGAGUGGGAUUGUAAGCAGUAUCUUGACAAGGCACUGAAGGCUAUAAGCUUGGCAAAUGAGGAGAAUUUACAUCCAGCAGGGUUUUUUCUGAAAGUUAAAAUUCUUCUUAAAAGUGGAGCAUCAGAUGAAGAGAUCAACUCAGCUGUUGCAGAAUUCAUGCACCAUGAGUUGUCUUUAGACUUUUGUUUGAAUGCUGCUAAACUGCUGCUGGAGAAUGGAAGGGAAUCAGUUGGGUUUGAUUUUCUGAACUCUGUUGCUGGACGAUUUGAAUCUUCACCUGACCUUGGAAAAAUAACCCUGCUCUACAUUGAGUUCCUGUUGCAGAAUAAGAGGGAGCUGCUUGCUAAGCAAAAGGUUGAAGAAAUUAUUAUAGGUCAUUAUACUGGAAAACAGCUGUUGUCUGAAACCUUGAACCAGCUGCACAUCAUCUUGUGGGACACAGCUGCCAAACAUUAUGAGGCAAAAAACUAUUCUGAAGCUCUUCACUGGUACAACUAUUCUGUCAGCUUCUACAUGCCUGGGCAAAUAGAUCAGAAUUUGGCUAAGUUGCAGAGGAACAUGGCUUCUUGCUAUCUUCAUCUGAAAGAAGUUGACAAGGCUAAAGAGGCAGUUAAAGAAGCAGAGAGGUGUGAUCCAAACAGCAUCUUUACCCAAUUCAGUGUCUAUAAGAUUGCAGUGAUGGAAGAUGAUACUGAUAAAGCUGUGGAAGCAGUUAUUGAAAUGGGGAAGCUAGCAGAAAAGUCAUCUCAAUGUGAAGACAAACCGACAGUGGAUGAAAAUACAGGCAGUAACCUCCUGAGUUUAGCUGCCCAAAUUGCUUUAGAGAAUGAACAACAAGUUGUGGCUAUCAAAGCUUUGGAGUAUUUAUCUGAACAUUCACGAGACUGCCGACAAGUAUUUGCAGCUCUAAAAUGCUUGGUUCGUCUUGUGUUGUCAAAGGUCGUAGUAGAAAAUGAAGAGAAAAGAAAUAAAGAUAUCAAGUCAAUGCUGACUUAUUUAACCUUAGCUCACAGGAAACUUGCUGAGCCUUUCACAGAAGAGAAUUUGACAAGGGACAUAAGGACCUUUGAAGCCCACUGGUUUAGAAAAGUUGCUUGGAACUUAGCUGUACAGUUCAAGGACUGCCCUGAAAAGAUGAGGGAUUUUUUUGUGCUGUCUUUCAAGUUGUCCCAGUUUUGUCCUUCUGACAAAGCUGUUCUAAUUGCUCAGAAGACAUGCCUGUUAAUGGCAGCUGCGAUUGAUCUUGAACUGGGGAGACAGCAAGUAACAUCUUCUGAACAGAUGGAGUUUUUGACUCAGGCUCUUCAACAUCUCCAGGCAUGCAAGGAGGUAUGGAAAGUUCUGAAAUUAACAGGAGAUUUUGCUAAAGAUCCCACAGACACUUUGUUGCUGCUGUAUGAAUUUGAAGCAAAAUCCAAACUUAAUGAUCCAACACUCAAUAGCCUUAUGGAGUCAGUAUGGGAGCAGCCACAAAUAGAGGUCAAGACACUAGAGAUCAUUGCAUCAUUAGCAAUGGAACCUCCAGCUCGAUAUCCUGUACUGUGUAAGAAAGCUUUGCAGGGUGCACUAAACCUUCACAGGAAGCAGACUGCCAUUGAUGCUGUGAAAUUUAGCAAAUGCUUACAUAGUUUGAUUAAUCUUUCUUUGCCAACUGGAGUAACUGACUUGGAUGCUUGUGUGCUGCAAGAGGUAUGGGGCUACUUUGAAGAUGCUCUGAGUGUGAUCAGCAGCACAGAUGGUUACCCAGAGAUGGAGAUCCUUUGGUUGAUGACAAGAGCCUGGAAUACAGGAAUAUUUCAGUAUACCAUUGGUAAAUAUAAGGAAGCAGAGCAAUGGUGUGGAUUAGGAAUGCGUUUCCUCAAUCAUCUAGGAUCUCUGAAGAAAACCUAUGAAGGCCAUAUGGUUGGUCUUUAUAGUGAGGUUCUGGACAAAUUGGACAGAGCAAAAGGGUUUAUUCCAAAUGAAGAAUAAUGAUAGCCAUAACUGGAAGGAGGACAGCAGUCUCUUGGAAACAUCCUGCUGACUGAAGGAGGCUGUUAGCUCUGCAGCAAGGCAUGAGGUCACAGGAGCAGUGGAAAAGAAACCAGGAUCUCCCUCUUGUUGGUGAUUAAGUUGUAUACUUUUUAGGAAGCAUUUAUUGAAUAAAUGUAAUUGUUUUCCUCUAGGGAAAAAGUUUCAUUCUGUGGAUCUGUAUAACAGAAAUAAAUAUAUAGCUGUCUCAUGAGAUGGGCCUGCAGUCGUGGAACAGGUUAAUUUAAAUAUUAAAAUUUAAAUUCAGUAGUAAGUGGCACUAUGAACAAUAAAAGUAUUCCAAGACCACGCAUCUCCUCUGGAUGCCAUAGAUGCCUUGCUACGUAAAUAUUUAUUAGAUUGUUUAGUUUUCAGUCCAUUUUGUUGUGGAUAAGAAUUUAGAGCUGUUUGCCAGGAUCACAGUUCAGUUAGAAUAUAAAAGAGCAGGUGCUACAGAAAAAAAGCUAAAGCUUUAACUUGGUACUACUUUUGUAUAGAAUCCUGACUGGGACAUGCCAUGCAUAGUUCAGCAUUGUAUACAUUUGUAUAAUUUUUAACUGGGCAUACAUCCUAUAAAUGUUUUUUUCUGCUUUUUCUGUAAGAAAAUUCAAGUUCCCCUGAGGGACAUUGUCAUUUUGGGUUCUCUUUGUUUGCUUACUAGAGAGCUGUAAGUGUGUUGCUGCUUGUUCUUUACAAACUGUACACAGAAGGGAGGGCUGAUAGACCAGUGUGCUGAUGGAGCAGUAUAUUUCAGCUAUAAGAUCAUCUGGUUUGUGUUUAGUAUUUAUCUAACUUCAUUAAAAAAAUAUAUAUAUUAUUUAUGACCAGAUUAUUAAAGCCUAUUCAGAAAGAGGACAGCUACUAACAGCAGGAUGCUGACUAUAGGAAAGAAGAAAUUGCAGCAGUUGUGCUGCAUUCUGAAAGAAGAGCUUACUGUGCUUAGUGCAGUGGCCUGGGCCCUUCCAAACAAGAAGUAAUUAAAACCGUUACCUGCACUGCAUCCUCUAGGUUCCAUGGACAUCUUCUUUUCCCAGUCUGAGCAGACCAAAUAAUACGAGUGAUUUCUGCUUUUCAUGUGCACCAGGCACCACGUUGAAACCAGCCUCCAGCAUAGCUGCCACAUCCUCUUGCCUGUUACGCAGAUGGAUACUGGCUCGUUUCCUGAAGGCAGAUACGUGCAGGCGUGUGGCAGCGUGGCAUUUACAGCAACCAUAAGUUGGAACAUAUUGUACCAGAUACUUUGCAGUGCUGCAUGGGUCAGUAUCAGCAAAGGUAUUCCUUGCUGCUUGUGCAUCUCUUUGGUGCCUGCCAGGCCACCUUUAAUUAUGGUUCUUGGUUUUGACUUGCACAAAUAAACAGGUAAAGGUGUCAGACUGCACCAGAGGAGGUCACGUUUGCCCAGGAAGUAUUGCAGGUAAUUACAUACAGCCACAGAGGGGCAUUAAGGGUGUUUUUGCCUACAGCCAGAAUUGUUUGAAUUCUUCCCUUGGAGAUGCUCAGUUUGAUUUCUAUUAUACUACAGACUUUACUAAUGAGUCCAAAUCAGAUCAGUUAUAGACACUGCUGAUGGUACAUCUUAAAUUGUCACUGCUUGUUUUAACAUUGUACACUUCAUUCCAGACAUAAGCUUUUCCAUAGGUUUUAAGCAGGGCAAAAAUGCCUCUUUUAGUUGAAUCAGACCUUAAUUAGAUCAAUUUCCAAUGACCAUUUCCAAGAGGUAGUUUGCGUGCAAACACCCUGCUUUGUAGGCUGAGUUUGCUAGCAUAGAUGAAGGCUGAUCCAUUUAAGUUGGUUUCAAGUUUUAUUUCACUAAGCUAAACAUUGCGUUAUAGCUCAGUUGAGCUAGGAUGAGUAUGGGUAUAAAUCUUCCUAAGUCAGCAAAAGCUGACCUGAAAAAAAA